GGUUUUCUCGUAGUCCCCAUUUUACCCUUCCAUUAUCGUCAUCUCUAACUUCCACUAGAUCUUCUACAGUUAUUUACUGUGAUCAGAAAGAUGAUCAGUUGGGGCGAUCUUUACACCGUUUUAACGGCGGUGAUUCCACUAUACGUAGCUAUGAUCUUAGCUUACGGUUCCGUUCGUUGGUGGAAGAUUUUCUCACCCGCCCAGUGUUCGGGAAUCAAUCGAUUUGUUGCUAUAUUCGCCGUUCCUCUCUUGUCUUUCCAUUUCAUUUCAACCAACGACCCUUACGCCAUGAACUUCAAGUUCGUAGCGGCCGAUACUCUUCAGAAACUCAUCAUGCUGUUCGUGCUCGCCUUGUGGGCUAAUUUCACUAAAAAUGGAAGCCUCGAAUGGAUGAUUACCAUUUUCUCGCUAUCCACUCUUCCCAACACUCUGGUCAUGGGAAUUCCACUCUUGAUCGCCAUGUACGGGAAGUACUCGGGGAUGUUAAUGGUUCAAGUCGUGGUGCUCCAGUGUAUUAUUUGGUACACUCUGCUUCUUUUCCUCUUCGAGUAUCGUGGUGCUAAAUUACUCAUCAUGGAGCAGUUCCCGGAAACCGCGGGCUCCAUUGUUUCCUUUAAAGUCGAUUCCGAUGUGGUUUCGCUAGACGGACGUGAUUUCCUCGAAACCGACGCUGAAAUCGGCGAAGACGGGAAGCUGCACAUUGUGGUGAGGAAAUCCAAUGCGUCAAGGAGGUCGUUGGGGCCUUGCUCGCUUCCGGCAUUGACACCGAGGCCAUCGAAUCUCACCGGUGCCGAGAUAUACAGCUUGAGCUCGUCGCGGAAUCCGACUCCGAGAGGCUCGAAUUUCAACAACUCCGACUUUUAUUCAAUGAUGGGAUUUCCUGGAAGACAAUCUAAUUUCGGUUCAGCUGAUUUGUACUCGGUUCAAUCAUCGAGAGGACCAACUCCAAGACCGUCGAAUUUUGAAGAGAAUUGUACGGUCGUCUCUCCACGAAUCGGGUUUUAUCCAGCACAUUCGGCGCCUUCAUCGUACCCUGCUCCGAAUCCUGAAUUUUCGUCCCUCACGAAGAACACAAGUAAAAAUAGCCAGUCCCAGCUGCAGCAGGAGAAUAAUAAAGUGAAUCAUGAUGCAAAGGAACUGCACAUGUUUGUGUGGAGUUCCAGUGCUUUGCCGGUAUCGGAAGGCGAUGGAUUGCACGUCUUUGGUGGGACGGAGUCCGAGCAAUCUGGACGGUCUGAUCAUGGUGCUAAAGAGAUCAGGAUGUUGGUUUCCGAUCACCCUCAAAACGGGGAAAACAAAGCUAUGACAUGCAGUGGUGACUUCAAUGGAGAGAACUUUAACUUCUCUGGAAGAAGAGAUGGGGAAGGUGAGAGAGAUAAAGAAGGGCCGAACCAAGUCAAUAAGUUGAUGUCCAAUUCAACAGCGGUGCUCCACCCUAAGGCCGCCACUGGAGCACCUUCUGGUGUUGGCAAACAAAUGCCUCCGGCCAGUGUAAUGACCCGAUUGAUCUUGAUCAUGGUUUGGCGCAAGCUUAUCCGAAACCCCAACACGUAUUCCAGCAUCAUUGGACUGGUUUGGUCCCUUGUUGCUUUCAGGUGGCAUGUGAAUAUGCCGAAAAUAUUAGAGAAAUCUAUCUCCAUCUUGUCAGAUGCCGGACUAGGAAUGGCCAUGUUUAGUUUAGGUCUGUUUAUGGCUCUGCAACCAAAGUUGAUCGCUUGUGGAAACUCAGUAGCUACCUUUGCCAUGGCAGUUAGGUUCUUGACCGGCCCGGCCGUCAUGGCUGCUGCUUCGAUCGCAGUAGGGUUGCGUGGCACCCUCCUCCGCAUCGCCAUUGUUCAGGCUGCUUUGCCACAAGGAAUUGUACCCUUUGUGUUCGCCAAGGAGUACAAUGUUCACCCUGCAAUUCUUAGCACUGCGGUCAUCUUUGGGAUGUUGAUAGCAUUACCAAUUACACUGGUGUACUACAUUCUUCUAGGAUUAUGACGGUUUUCUUCUUCUUCUUUGUCCUAUAGUAACGGGCUGAUUUGGAAUCAAGCAUUGAUCCAAAACCGGAUUACAUCAUGAGGAUUUUCCGGGGAAAAAGAAGAAGAUUUCAUUACAAAACAAUUUGCCAAAGGGCUCCAGUAUAUUUGUAGGUGAAUGUCCCCCCCCCCCUUAAUAUAAGGAUCAAUGCCCCUAAUAUAAGGAGACAAUGAAGAGGAAAACGAACAAGUUGUCUUGUAUUUUCAAACGGGCAAAGGGAAAUGAAGUAGCAAAAAAAAGGGUUUUCUUUUCCUUUUUGGUUGAUUAAUGGUAUUAUAGUCUUUAAUUUGUUGUUGUCCUUAGAGGCUGCAAUUAUUUACGCUUGUCGUCUU
Messenger RNA from Hibiscus syriacus, 2354 nucleotides. RefSeq names its product auxin efflux carrier component 3-like. Gene Ontology annotation, cellular component: plasma membrane; endoplasmic reticulum. The record is from RefSeq and is a predicted model, not a curated record. The coding region runs from base 91 to 1983 and encodes 630 amino acids. Gene Ontology annotation, biological process: auxin polar transport; auxin export across the plasma membrane. The transcript has 6 exons. Lineage: Eukaryota; Viridiplantae; Streptophyta; Magnoliopsida; Malvales; Malvaceae. Gene Ontology annotation, molecular function: auxin efflux transmembrane transporter activity.